Molecule: messenger RNA, 579 nt
Organism: Lachnellula hyalina
Lineage: Eukaryota; Fungi; Ascomycota; Leotiomycetes; Helotiales; Lachnaceae
Gene: TAF10
Product: Transcription initiation factor TFIID subunit
Exons: 2
Coding region: 1-579 (192 amino acids)
Biological process (GO): transcription initiation at RNA polymerase II promoter
Cellular component (GO): SAGA complex; nucleus; transcription factor TFIID complex
Molecular function (GO): RNA polymerase II general transcription initiation factor activity; promoter-specific chromatin binding
Source: RefSeq, a predicted model, not a curated record
AUGGCGAACGCAGAAUCCCCAGACCCCAAUACAGAUCUUGUGCCAGUAUCAAAUCCAGAUGAGGAAGUAGAUCCUCUUGCGCCAGCGCCUGAACCUAAACUUCCAACUCGGAAAGAUGCCUCUCUAAAGCAAUUCCUCUCCAAGAUGGACGACUAUGCACCAAUAAUUCCUGAUGCUGUGACCAACUAUUAUCUUACCAAAGCUGGGCUGCCACCGCCACCUCAAACGGAUGAGCGUCUUGCUCGCCUGCUCGCACUGGCGACCCAGAAGUUCGUCGCAGACAUCGCAGCAGAUGCAUAUCAGUACUCUCGAAUUCGUUCAUCAAACUCUUCGAAUGCAAACAACCCGAUGGGCAAUCUUGGAGCUGCAGCAGGGUUCCCUGUCCCAGGUCAACCAACAACCGCACCUGGCAGCAAGGAACAGCAAGGCAGAGGGGGGCCUCUAGGUAUCCAGCGGCCGGGCUAUGGAGGUGGGGGACAAGGUGGUAGUCAGAACAGGACAGUGCUUACAAUGGAGGAUUUGGGUAUGGCAGUCGGCGAGUAUGGCGUCAAUGUGAAGAGGGGAGAGUUCUACCGAUAA